Cuscuta campestris is the source of this 1140-nucleotide messenger RNA. Lineage: Eukaryota; Viridiplantae; Streptophyta; Magnoliopsida; Solanales; Convolvulaceae. The record is from the annotation of a GenBank genome assembly.
GUUCAAUCGUCGUCUUCCCUCGUCAGAGGUAAAACCCUGAGGCAGGGCAUAAUAUCUGCAUAGAGAGCCACUGGUUUCCGUACGGUUUGAGUGCUGCGCGGCGUUUCUGAUCGUAGCGAUGGGCAGGAGAAAGAAGAGCCGUAGAGUGUCGGAAGAGGACUUGGAGGAGGAGGAAGAAGAAGAAGUCGAAGAACCCGGUCGUUCUCAGGAAACCGGCCAAGCUUCAUCUUCAUCUAAUGAGAAGAGUCUCUACGAGAUACUGGGUGUGGAAAGAACAGCAACUCAACAGGAGAUCAAGAAAGCAUACUACAAGUUGGCUUUGAGACUACAUCCUGAUAAGAAUCCUGACAAUGAGGAAGCCAAGGAGAAAUUCCAGCAGUUGCAAAAGGUGAUGUCAAUUCUUGGAGAUGAGGAGAAAAGAGCAGUUUAUGAUCAAACUGGGUGUGUUGAUGAUGCUGAUCUUGCGGGGGAUGUUGUCCGGAACCUAAAGGAAUUUUUCCAGUCCAUGUACAAAAAGGUCACUGAGGCUGACAUUGAAGAGUUUGAAGCAAAUUAUAGGGGCUCUGAUUCAGAGAAGAAAGAUUUGAUUGAUCUAUACACUAAAUGCAAGGGUCACAUGAAUAGGUUGUUCUGCUCAAUGCUUUGCUCAGACCCAAAAUUGGAUUCACAUCGCUUUAAAGAUGUUCUUGAUGAGGCAAUAGCAGCAGGUGACUUGAAGUCAACCAAAGUGUACGAGAAGUGGGCUAAGAAAGUAUCUGAAACAAAACCACCCACAAGUCCUCUUAGGAGGAAGAAACCCAAGAAAGAAUCUGAAGAUUUGUACGCAAUAAUAGCUCAGCGGCAGAGCGAGAGGAAAGGGAAGAUGAAUUCUCUGUUCUCGUCCCUUGUCAAUAAAUAUGGCGGGGACCAGUCUGCCCCCGAGCCUAGUGAAGAGGAGUUUGAAGCUGCCAGACAAAAACUUGAGAAGAAGAAGAAGAAGAAAUCCAAGCUGAAGUAGAGAGGCUAGUUUCUGUCUGUGCCUUAUUAUUGAACUGAAUGGUUGGUUUUGUGAGUGUGCUUUGAAAUUCUGUAAAUUUCAAUUGCUGAUUGUGACAUUUUUUAUUAUUAAUAUUACAUUCCGUUAUUGACAAAACCCACCCU